AUGGAGAAGAAGAGCAUUCACGACAUUCUCCCUGUUGAGUUGAUUCACAGAAUCUUACUGAGAGUUCCGGCCAAACAUCUAGCUCGCCUCAGGUGCGUUUCGAAGCUCUGGUACUCUCUCAUUUCCGAUCCACACUUUGCUGAAAUGCAUUUUCACCACUCUCCCGCUUCCACAUACGUCUUCAUAGAAAAUGACACUAUGGCUUACUUCGUUGACUUAGACGCACUAUUUCGUGACAACAAUGAUGCAUUACAAGUAAGAAAGGUGUCUCUCCCUUUCAAGAUGAAAUCACCACCUCGUUUUGAGGUCCUGGGAUCCUGCAGAGGCUUUGUUCUCUUACAUCAACACGGAAGAUUUCUUGUGGUAUGGAACCCGCUGACUGGAUCCAGCAAAUUGAUAUCCUACUCUCAUAUUGCUUCUCGUUUUAAGCCCAGGGGCUGGAGUUCCUUCGACUUCGAUGUGUAUGGAUUUUGUUAUGAUGCCUCACAUGAUGAUUACCUAGUUUUUUUAGGUUGGCAGAAUGAGCAUGGUCGAGAUCACUUUCAUUGCUUUUCCUUGAGAACCAAUUCAUGGAUUGAUUUUGGUGAUGCACUCCUCAAACCAUUGGGGUUUGAUAAUUGGCAGUCUUGUGGGCUGUUCUUGAAUGGCGCUUUUCAUUGGGUGCCUUCCCGUCCUAAAGAUUACAGGGAUGCUAUUCUUAUCUUUGAUCUCAAAGAAAGGACUUUCUCAACGAUAUCUGCACCGGAACAACUGAGAACGAGCUAUUAUUCAAGUCUCACCCUACUAGGAGGCUGCCUAGCCUUAUAUUAUUACAAUGAUGAUAGCUAUAAAACUGAUAUAUGGGUGAUGAAAGAAUAUAAAGUGCACUCAUCUUGGACUCUCUAUCAGAUUCCUUUUCGCUUUCAGCCUCUGUACUUACCCAGUGCUAUGGAUCUUAUUGGAAAAGGUUAUGACUAUGAAUGGGAGUUAUACAUAUAUAAUUUCAGAGAAGAGAGGCUCCAACGUCGUUUUGAACAUCAUUGUUUUUUUAUUGACUACGCUGCAGCUGAUGCUGUAUAUACAGAGAGUCUCUUGCCACUCCCUAGUGACCUUAAGGAUAAGGAUAAGGAGGAAAACGGCCAUCAAGUUCUUCAGGAAUGUUAUGAACUGCUUGAUGUUGCUGAUGGCUAGCAUCACGAAGGAUUCAAACGAAGAAAGAAUACAAGUGAACAGCUUGACAUGUGGAGAAGAACAUUUAAAAAGUGCAGAUGAACUUUAAAAUCCGAUAUAUCUUUUUGAUCAAAUUUAAGAGUACUAUUUCUUAGUUAUGCAGAACUUUAGAUGUUUUGUUUUGUUGAUUGCAUACUAUUUGUUUU
Messenger RNA from Arachis duranensis, 1355 nucleotides. RefSeq names its product F-box protein CPR1-like. The transcript is spliced from 2 exons. Gene Ontology annotation, molecular function: protein binding. The record is from RefSeq and is a predicted model, not a curated record. The coding region runs from base 1 to 1170 and encodes 389 amino acids. NCBI's taxonomy places the organism in Eukaryota, Viridiplantae, Streptophyta, Magnoliopsida, Fabales, Fabaceae.